AUGGGGCUCAUAUCCGCCACAACGAUUCUAACCUCCAUCUCUCUCUUCCACAUCACGCUCGCCUUCUUCUUCAUCACCCGUCCCGCCACCAUUGCCGACCAGGGCGUAGUCUGGCUACUUGGGGAGGCUAUGGGCCUGCCCGAAUCCCGCCACUUCGAAACUCAAUCCCCCACCGCCGCCUUCCUCGGCAUCGUCCUCGGCCUCUGGGGUCUCACCGACCUGGUCUCGCUCUCCAUGCCCGAAGAGAUUGCUUUGAUCCACCACUGGGGCUCUCAAGUGCCCUUACGCCUAACCAUCUCCUUCUUCUUGACGCUCUACAGCUUCUUUUUCUCGGCUUCGUCGCCCCUCUAUGACUCGGCCGGCACCUCCGGAGGAAAGUUCAGCCACCCGACGACGUCGUUCGGCGGGGAGUAUGCGGCUAAGGAUGCGGCGGGAGAUUGGGGCUGGGGAGGCGAUGCGCUCAAGAACAGGGUGUUUUUCACCUUCAUGCUUGUCGAGACUUUUAGCUGGUUUUGGGUGUUGAUGACGUUGAAGGAGGAGCAGGAGGGGAUUUUGAAGAGGGCGAAGCAGAUGAGGGAGAAGGAGAGGGAGAGGUUGAGGUUGUGA
Neurospora tetraspora is the source of this 606-nucleotide messenger RNA. RefSeq names its product increased loss of mitochondrial DNA protein 1. The coding region runs from base 1 to 606 and encodes 201 amino acids. The record is from RefSeq and is a predicted model, not a curated record. The transcript is spliced from 2 exons. Lineage: Eukaryota; Fungi; Ascomycota; Sordariomycetes; Sordariales; Sordariaceae.